GGCCGUACCGGGGCCGUACCGAGGCGGUUCCGGGGCGGUGCCGUGCUCGGGCCGGUCGCGCCAUGGCCGCCGCUGCGGGGCUGGCGCUGCUGGCGGCGCUGCUGGCGGCGGCCGGGGCCGAGCGGGGCCGGAAGGUGUCCAUGGAGUACAACCCUGGCUGGAACAGCUCCUCUGUGAACCUGCUGCACGUGCGGGCACUGGGGCCCGGGGACAGCCUGCACUACGUGUGGAGCAGCAUCGGGGCCCCUUCCGUGCUCCUGGUGGCCACCCAGAGCCCCAGCAGUACCCUGAGGGUCAACUGGACCCAGCUGCUGUCACCCAGUCCUGCUGGAGCCAUCUGGAUCGACCCUCCCGACAGCGUGGUCUAUUCCACAGCCGUGGUCUUCACCAAGCUGUUCGAGUUCAGCGAGGCCAAACCUUUGGGAGAGCUCUUCUACCCCACCUACGACCUGUCUGAGUUCUCCUGGGACAGCCUCAACCACACCCUGAACCACACGGCGCUGACGGCCGAGCUCAGGGGGGUCCCGGCCACCGACCCUGGUGGUGGCUUCGCCAAUGGCAGCCUGGCAUUCCGGGUGACAGCCUACGAAGCCGGUGGCCGUGCCAGGCGCCUGCCCAGCCUCCUGCACACGGCAGACAGCUCCCAGCUGGAGUUCAUCCUGGCUGGGGUGGCCCCACGAGGGAACGGCUCCCGCUUUGUGCUGGAGGUGGCCACGGUGGAGGAGGCGGGGGCGGCGCGGAGGCUGCGGGCCGAGAGAUCCAUCGACGACGAGUACACCCCCAGCAUCUUCCAGGUGCUGUCCCUGGUAGCUGAGUCCCAGAACAGCAGCUCCACGCUGGGCUUCCUGCAGUGGAAGGCGACGGCCUACGGCUCGCGGAGCCCCCGGCGUGAGGACGGCAUCCAGUGCAGGGCUCAGGGGCUGCAGGUGGCCAACUGGACCCUGCCCGUGUCCAGCGUCGUCCAGGCCUACUUUGGGGACAGUUUGGGCAGCGGCUGCACCAUCAGCGCCCUCAAUGUGUCCUUUGGGGGAGAGGAGGGAGAGGUGUACCAGGAGAAGAGAUACCUCAGCUGGUCGGUGCUGCUGGGCUUUGGGGAGCCCCCCAGGGACACCUUCUCCCCCCUGGUGAUCUCCAUCACGGCCGUGGCGCUGGGCACCCCGCUGGCCAUGCUGCUGCUGGGCAGCUGCCUGGUGCUGCUGGCACAGAGGAGACGCUACUCGGAGUACGAGCCCAUCAACUGAGGGGGCCCCGGGAUCCUCCCCUCCCCUUCCCAGCUCCUCCUUCCCGGGAUUCCUGGGAUUCUCUUCCCGGAAUGGCCGUGGCUGCUGCUGCUGCCACCUCCUCUGCCUCCCCUCUGCCCCCCGAGGGGACCAGGGUGACACUUGCAGCUGCCCACCUCACCCCUGUGUCCUGCUCCUUCCCACUGUCACGUCCUGCACUCCCUCCCCGGAUUUUUCCUGAUCCAUGCAGCAAAGGGAAGCGAUGGGGGGAGUUUGGUCAGGAAAAUCCUCCUCCUCCUCCUCCUUCUCCUCCUCCUCCUCCCAAGGGAUACAACCACUGCUGGCCAGGGACUGGCUCCAGUGCCACUUCCAGGGGUGGCUCCAGCCUGGGCUGGGGAGCAGCGUCACUCCUGCUCCCAGCACAUCCCAGCUCCUCCCUGCUCCACGUUCCUGCUGUGCUGGCCUGGGACACAGGGGACACCCAGUGCCACGUCCCAGCAGCUGCUCAAGCUCAGGUGUGUCCUGUCGGGCCAUGGAGGGCUGGUCCAGCCGGGAUGGUGCUCCUGGGUACCCCCCAGGGCUGAUCCCAGGUGCUGCCCAGCUGGGAUGAGCGUGGCCUGUGGCUCCUCGGGGUUCUCAGAGGGAUCUGGGGCCGUGCUGGCUCUGAGUUCUCCAUCACUGACUUGUCUUCAACCAAAUAAAGUGUAUUUCUAGA
Messenger RNA from Vidua macroura (Pin-tailed whydah), 1935 nucleotides. RefSeq names its product glycosylated lysosomal membrane protein (gene GLMP). The coding region runs from base 63 to 1241 and encodes 392 amino acids. Gene Ontology annotation, cellular component: lysosome. Lineage: Eukaryota; Metazoa; Chordata; Aves; Passeriformes; Viduidae. The transcript has 6 exons. The record is from RefSeq and is a predicted model, not a curated record.